AAGGGAUGUCUCCACAACAAUAUGUAUUACCACUGAUUCUCAGUGUUUGCAGAGCACAUGUAUGCAGGAAAUGUAACAGCUUGACUCUGAUGUGAAAAGACAGCAAGGAAGAGAGUCAGAAUAUUUUAAGUUACCGUUGAAAGAAACUUUAUGAGUCACAGACGAUGGAGUUCAACACGACGGUCUUGGUUGCCAUCCUGGCGGCGGUCAUGGGGUACUUCACCUCCAGUUACUGGAUGAAGUUUUUCCGGAAACCACCACGAGUGGAAGGGUUUUUCAGGCCAGAGUUUAGACCUGUAGCCGAAAGAUUUCGGAAAAAUAUGGAGUCGGGUUUGGAAAGCGGUGGGACAUUCGCAGCUUAUGUCAAUGGUGAGCUUGUUGUGGAUAUGUGGGGAGGCUUCACGGACUAUGAGCUUCAUCACUACUGGAAAAACUACACAGUCGGCAAUGUGGCGUCCGUGACCAAACUUGUGGCAUCAAUAACAUUUGCAAAGUUGGUCGAUAACGGUCACGUCAGUUAUGACAAGCCAGUCAGUGACUACUGGCCCGAGUUUGCGCAGAACGGGAAAAGUCAGGUGACGGUCAGGAUGUUGCUGAGCCAUCAGGCAGGUGUAAUUGGACUUAGUGUGCCCCUGACCCCGGAGAUGAUUCGCGAUGACUGGGAAAGAGUGGAAGAAAUUCUGGCGGAACAAAAGCCGCUUUUUGAACCAGGUGCAGGCACUGCCUAUCAUGCCUACACGUUUGGGUUGUACAUUGACGCUCUUGCCAGGAAAGUUGAUCCCAAACAUCGUCGACUGUAUCAAAUUUUUGCGGAGGACAUAGCGGAACCAUUUGAUAUCGAUUUCUCCAUCGGGUUACGGAAGCCUGAGCAAUAUCGAGUGGCCCGUGAGAGUCGUCAGAGCCUUUUUAGACAGCUUUGGGACGCGCUGUCGGCGCCAGACUACCACCGCUUGGUCCUAUCUGUUAUUUUUCGACAAAACCCGCUAUUUGAAGCCAAUAAUCUGAGCAUUAAAGAUGCCGAUAAACCUGGCAAAUGGGACGAUCCAGACAGCAAAGAAAUUCCUUAUUGUUCAGGACAAGGCUUUGGCACAGCCAGAUCAUUGGCUAAGCUGACCGGAAUUUUAGCCAAUGGCGGAACAUAUCAAGGAAGACAACUGCUGAGUGCUGACGUCAUGGACGACUUAAGCAGUGUGGCUGUUUCAGGUUACGACAUGGCGCUGAAAAGGCCGGUCAGGAGAGGAUCAGGUGUCUGGAUUGUCAAAAACCCGUGGGGAGAUGAUGUGUUCGGUCACCCUGGUUUCGGAGGUCAGAUGUCAUACGUUGACCGGAAGAACAAGGUCGGCUUGGCGUACAUCACCAACCAUUUCUCCGUUUUCAGUUUGGGAGACGAUCCAAGGUUCCGGGCGAUGGAGGAAAUGUUCUACAGAUGUGUGGAUAGCAUGCCUUAACAGCACAACAAAGCCAGACUCAUGAAGACACAUGUAAUACUCAUUUGUACGCCCAGGAAUCUCUUAUGGUUAGCAGGUGCACGUAUUUAUACGUCUAAGUUCUCAGGGUCAGAAAAUGUGGUCAUAUUCUUUGAAGGCCAGUAUGUGACCUUUAAAUGUAAAUCUUCUUUGUCGUCAUGUGGACUGGUGUAGAACUCUACGUUCUCAUGGUCAGUCCAUGCGUGAUCUGGCAUAAUGGUCUACGUCCUUGUGGUUAGUAGAACAAGUAAACUCUACGUUCUCAUGGUCAACAUGUGGACUGGCAUAAAGCUCUACGUUCUCAUGGUCAGCAUGUGGACUGGCAUAAAGCUCUACGUUCUCGUGGUCAGCAUGUGGACUGGCGUAAAGC
This is a messenger RNA of Liolophura sinensis, 1836 nucleotides long. RefSeq names its product beta-lactamase domain-containing protein 2-like. The coding region runs from base 165 to 1448 and encodes 427 amino acids. The record is from RefSeq and is a predicted model, not a curated record. The transcript is spliced from 9 exons. NCBI's taxonomy places the organism in Eukaryota, Metazoa, Mollusca, Polyplacophora, Chitonida, Chitonidae.